GGAGACUCGGAAGUGUAAAGGAAGGUGCGCUUGCAACCAGUUUAGCGCGGUCAUCGCUGUCGACGCCUGCGUUUUUCUCUCUGUUUGGUCUUUGCAGAGGCCGUGUUUUAUAGCGCACAGUUUCUCCCUCUGCUGCGUCUUUGCAGAGGACGUGUUUGGUAGCGCACAGAGUUUCUCCCUCUGCUACGUCUUUGUAGAGGCCGUAUUUGGUAGCGCACAGGGUUUCUCCCUCCGUUUGGUGUUUGGAGAGGCCGCACAGCAAAAUGCGCAUUCCGGAGAUCUCACGCAGCUCCCACAGCAUCCAGGCGGUGUUGACCAGUGCCUCCACUGGUCUGGAGGGCUUUAAGUCACACGCAGUGUUCCAGGAGAUUGCGAAGCAGCUAGAGGAGGAAGGGGAGCAGUUUGUGAAGAAGAUUGGAGGUGUGUUUUCCUUCAAGGUGCGGGACGGUCCAGGGGGCCGGGAGGCCACGUGGAUGGUGGACGUUAAAGAAGGCAGGGGCGCGGUUCACAAUGACACCUCUAAGAAGGCAGACUGUACCAUCUCCGUGACAGACUCUGACCUGCUGGCGUUAAUGACGGGCAAGAUGAACCCUCAGACGGCAUUCUUCCAGGGUAAGUUGAAGAUCAUGGGGAACAUGGGUCUGGCCAUGAAGCUCCAGAACUUGCAGCUGAAACCGGGCCGGGCCAAGCUGUGAGAUGGGGUGGACGGAGUCCCGCUGGCAUGCCUUCGUCUCUGGCCCAAGCCCUGAGUUCAGGAGCAAUCGUAGGAAAGGAGACCAGACGUCUUCUCUGUAGAACUUCAAGGCAAACCCUUAGUGCAUCAUAUUCGAAUUUUACAGAACUGAAAUCACAAGAAGCUACAGCAUACAAAUGAGUCUUGUUACGAAUCACUUUUAAAAAAGUCUGACCUCUCGGAUGUUACAGAUAGGUGCAGCGUUUCUCUGUUAAUUUUGGUUAAAACAAAGCUCACUAAACUUUAAUGUGUCACGUCUGAGUUGAGCCCUGUUCAGCAGGAUACACUGCGUUCGUCAUGGCAACGUGUUCUCCCAAUCCACUGUUUGGUUUGGUCCUGCUCUGUUUUUGAUUUGACUGUCAUAUGUUUCAUGUAUGGAUUAUGCAAAGCGACCUUUAGUACAAGAAAGGUGCUAUAUAAUUGAUUUAUUAAUAAUAAUAAUAAUAAUAAUAUUAUUAUUAUUAUUAUUAUUAUUAUAAUAAUGACUUGUCUGUGUGGUUUAGCCCUACCUCUGUUGGAUCAGCUCUUCUGCUCAGUAGCGCAGGCCUUGGUCUUUAUCUAUAGCGCAGUAAUGGCAGUAGUGUUGGAAUCCUGACUGGACACAGGUGUUACUUUAAUUUCAGCACUCAGUGUGAAGGGUAAUCCUCUAAUCUCCUGUGAUCUAAUCCCGUCUAAUCAGAGGAUGGUUCGGUCCUCUCUGUGACUCUUGCGGAUCACCUGUUAAUUAUCUGAAGUUGAGUGGGUGAUCUGUGUAUGUGCUGUGCAGUACUGUAGGAUGGAACAGGGCUGUGGUCUUGACUCUGUCCUAGGGCAGAUAUCGGGACUCCUUAAUGUCUGUAGUAUGAAGUAACAUUUUAGGAUUUAUAACCUGUUUCUCUGAGGGAGUGUGUAUAUUCACACAUGUCUAUCUACACAAGACUUAACAUUUUUUAAAACUUUAUUUUACCUAAAUAAAUGUUUCUCAUUAACAGUGA
Messenger RNA from Electrophorus electricus (electric eel), 1707 nucleotides. It is a transcript of the gene scp2b, whose product is annotated as sterol carrier protein 2b. Gene Ontology annotation, cellular component: cytosol. The record is from RefSeq and is a predicted model, not a curated record. Lineage: Eukaryota; Metazoa; Chordata; Actinopteri; Gymnotiformes; Gymnotidae.